CUGAACGUAGAGGGACCGCGGCGUUGCCAGGACAACGAAACGCCAAACAACCUAGGAAACCCAGCGUCAUCUUAGGUUAACAACGGCUAAUUACUCGCUCCUGACGACCGUGCAUCGAAAUGAAAUGCAAGUUAAUUAAUCCAAAAUUGUUAACGCAUUAACGAGUUAGGAGGCUUUAGUUCAAAAAAAGGCGGGAAUCGACGAAAGCACCGCAAAUAUGAGUCGUAACUGGGCGUACAGCCAGCAGCAGAGGUUAAUGUCUCAGCGCCAGAACCAGGAGCAGCUCAGGCAGCAGGAGGCCCGGCGUGUGGACAGAGAACGGCAGCUGCAGGCCGGUGUGCGGGACGAGCAGAACUAUGAGAAGAGGAGAUACCUGCGACAGGUGCAGGACGAACUCAAGGAGAGGCAAACGGAGACCGCUCUGCUGAAGGCAGAGGAGGAGAAAAUAAAUCGAGAAAAGCAACUUGAACAAGAGGAGAGAAUGGCUAAAGAGCUGGCCCGCAUCAACUAUGAGACCCAAAGAGAAGAGAAAAUGAGGCAGUAUAUUAAAGAGAACAGCAUUGAGCUUCGAGAGCUGGAGACAAAGCUGAAGUCUGCAUAUGUGAAUAAGGAAAGAGCUGCACAGAUUGCUGAGCAGGAAGCUAUGAGGUUUGACACAAUGCGUGAGGAGGCGGACUUAGCUCGCAAGAUGAAGAGUGAACGUGAGCGAGCCGCCGUCGAGAAGCAGAAGCUGGAGCAGAAACGCCACGAGGAGCUGGCGCAGUAUCAGAGACAGCUGGAGCAGCAACUCGUGGAGAGGGAGCGCAAGAGACAAGAGGCAUACGAGGAGUUCCUCAAAGAGAAACUCAUGGUCGAUGAGAUUGUCAGGAAGAUUUACGAGGAGGAUCAGAUGGAGAGACAGCUGAAACUGGAGAAGGUCAAAGCCACUCAGCAGCACAUUGAAGAAUUCAAGAAACAGCAGGCCGAGUGGAGGCGCAUGGAGCAAGAAAAGAUCGAGGCAGAGAACAAACGCAUCAUGGAGUUUGCGAGCCAUCAGGAGCACAUGGAGGAGAACAGAAUGGCUAAGAUCAAAGAGAGAGAAGAAGCUAAGGAGCAUCUUCAUAAAAUACUGUCUGAGAAGAUCAAAGAGGAGAGGCAGCAGCGUGAGGAGAUGGAGCGAGUCCGGGAGGAACUUUAUUUAGAAGAACAAGAAGAGGCUAACAGGCAGAGAGACCUUGAAGAGAUGGAGAAGAAAAUCCGACAGAGGCUGAUGAUGCAGCAGACCUGCCAGCAGCAGAUGGCUUUCAAAGAGAUGCGGAGGCAGGCCGAGAAAGAGGAAGAGGAAGCCUUCAGGAAGAUGAUGAUGGCUAAGUUCGCAGAGGACGAUCGGCUGGAGCAGAUGAACGCUCAGAAACGACGCAUGAAGCAGCUUGAGCACAGGCGCGAGGUGGAGAAACUGAUCGAGGACAGAAGACGGCAGCACGAGGCUGACAUGGAGCUGGAGGCUAAGGAGAGAGCGAUUGAGCAGGAGAGGGAGGCGCUGCGUCGGCAGAUAAUUGAAGAGGAGAGGCAGCGACUUCUUAAACGCCACGCAACAAAACUCCUUGGAUACCUACCGAAGGGCUUGCUCCGUGAGGACGACCUGGAGCACUUUGAUGAAGACUUCAGAAAAAACUUUAAAACACGGCAGGCAGACAUCUUUUCUGACGACGGCUGGGAAGGCGACGAUUCAUUUUUUAAUUAAUUAAAUUGAAUUGCAUACUAUGGCACUAUACAUGGCAGUUUAAGGUUACAGUGUGCUAAGACGCAAUUCUUUGUGACAACAUUCUUCAUUUCUCAGAAUUCAUGAUUGUUUAGCAUUCAUAUAUAACAAAAUCAUCUUAGGACAUGUUUUCAUUUAUUAGGAUUUCAGUUGACAGGAUAAUUAAAAUCAUUCCAGAAAAGAUGUGAGGUUGUCCGGUGGCUAAAUGUGAUCAUAAUUGUGAGACAAAUCUCUAAAUUCCCUCUGAAUUCCAGGUCUUCUAUACUUCUGAACCUCUCCGUGUUUCUGACCUCCCCCAGUCUAGAGCUUUCAUGAACUCUUCUUCUGUGAACGACAGCAGCUUAGCAGCUUCCAAAUGCAUCUGCACAAAAAGCAAA
Etheostoma cragini (Arkansas darter) is the source of this 2118-nucleotide messenger RNA. It is a transcript of the gene mns1, whose product is annotated as meiosis-specific nuclear structural 1. NCBI's taxonomy places the organism in Eukaryota, Metazoa, Chordata, Actinopteri, Perciformes, Percidae. The transcript has 10 exons. Gene Ontology annotation, cellular component: motile cilium. The coding region runs from base 218 to 1723 and encodes 501 amino acids. Gene Ontology annotation, biological process: cilium organization. The record is from RefSeq and is a predicted model, not a curated record.